Gamsiella multidivaricata is the source of this 1257-nucleotide messenger RNA. RefSeq names its product Alpha/Beta hydrolase protein. Gene Ontology annotation, molecular function: hydrolase activity. The record is from RefSeq and is a predicted model, not a curated record. Lineage: Eukaryota; Fungi; Mortierellomycota; Mortierellomycetes; Mortierellales; Mortierellaceae. The transcript is spliced from 4 exons. Bases 1 to 1257 code for a protein of 418 amino acids.
AUGAAUCCAAGUAAGGAGUACUUUGAGUCGAUGCAUCGACCGAUACAGAGUGGGAUAUCGAACCUUCCGGAGGAGGUUGGAUCGAUAUCAUCAAAGGACGGUACCCUCAACGUGCGUGGCGAAUGGAUCGAAUGUACUUCCUCCUCCCCUACCCCCUUCCCUACAGCUGCUACCCGCAACCAGACCGUGAUCCUGUACUUCCACGGGGGCGGCCACGCAUUCCUUUCGCCAGCCUCGCACCGGGACUUUCUCUGCCGACUCGCGAAACAAAUCGGUCCCGGAACGAGGAUCCUCUCAGUCGAUUACCGUAUGGCGCCCGAGCAUCCGUUCCCGGCCGCGAUCCAUGAUGCCUACGCCGCCUACCUCUACUUGACGGAUCCUGAUCACAAGGCUUUGAACCUUGGGGAGAGGGCCAAGACUCUUCUGGGGAAAGAAAGGAUCGAGCCAAGGGACGUGGUCAUCGCAGGGGAUUCGGCUGGUGGGAACUUGGCAACGGCGUUUGUGUUAUAUCUGGCAAAGUACGUGAAGCCAGAGCGGAUGCCCCAUGCAACGAUACUCUUGUCGCCAUGGGUAGAUCCGACGUCGUCUUUGCCGGCUGCGAAGAGCGACGAUUGGUAUUGUUACUGUCCCGGGCCCAUCGGAACGAGUCCCUUUGAUAAGGAGGCCUACAUGUCGUUUAAAAAGUUUCAUCUCGCAAGCAACUACGUCUGCGGCGACGUGAACACCGCGCCGAAUGCUCGCAACGCCUUCGGGAAGGAGCGCGAAUGGGCAUGGUACUCGCACCUAUCGCAGCACCCCUUGGUCUCGCCCGCCCAUUGCGCCGACCUUUCCGGACAUACAGACACGCUCUUACACACAGCAACACACGACCGACUCGUGGACGACGCACGCUUGUACGCCCAUCGUCUCGGGCAAGAGAAUCCCGAGAAGCUCAUCCGGAUCGAGGUCUAUCAGGACAUGGUUCAUGUCCAUCAUGUCAUGUCCGUCCUCCCCGCAGCCCGUAUCGCCAUCAAGAACAUUGCGCACUUCAUUGCCCGAUCCAGACGCUUGCGCGAUCUCCGUGAAGGUCUCGUUACAGCAGCCACAUCGGAGGCGGAGGAGAAGAACGAGAAGGGCAUGGUCAAGGCAAGGGGUUCGGAUGAUAAUAUCGAAUGGGUCGCUGUCGGACCCAGGGGGAACGAAGAAUCCAAGGAUGAAGGCUGGCCGAUAAGCGUCCUCCGAAACUGCUGGCCCCAGAAUGUGGAGAAGGAGUUAUAG